AUGUGGAUAUGCAGGUGGAGGGCACAGGGAGGCAAGUCCAAGGCCUACUUUGGCCGCACCUUGGAUGAGCGUUAUGUCAUCAAGAGCAUCUCUGCCACAGAGCGGGACUCGUUCCUCAGGCACCUGGCACCAAACUACCUGAAAUACAUCGACGAUGCCAUUGAUGCCGGCCGGGAUAUUUGUCUUGCCAAGAUACUGGGCAUGUUUCAGGUGUCCCUGAAGUCACGGAUCCAAGAUUGGGAGCACACGGUGAUCAUCAUGGAGAACGUAUUCUAUGACCGCACCUGCAUACGCAAGUACAAUCUCAAAGGCUCGAAGCGAGGGCGGAUCAACCCUGAUGCUGAGAGGCGCUAUGCCAGGGGCGAGGAGGCCAUCUUUCUCGACAACGACCUCCGGCACCACAACAAGCAAGCGCCCCCCCUGCUCGUCGACCAACACAACCUCAAUUGCCUGCAAGACGCACUGAACCGCGACACCAAGUUCCUCGCCGACCUGGGCAUCAUGGACUACUCCCUCAUCCUGGGCCUGGACAAGGAGCGCACAGAGAUCGUGGUGGGCAUCAUCAACUUUGCGCGGGAGUACACGCUUGACAAGAGGUUCGAGACGCUGAUAAAGUCGAGUGGCAUACUGGGGGGAUGGGGCAGCGAGCCGACCAUCAUCAGUCCAAAUGCCUACCGCACUCGAUUCGUCGAGGAAAUUCUGCAAUAUUUCACAGUGGUGCCGACGCAUGACGACUGGGCGGCUGGGACGCUGGGGCGGGGCGCUGAGGCAGCGGUGCGCGGCAGUUCCUGA
Molecule: messenger RNA, 792 nt
Organism: Ostreobium quekettii
Lineage: Eukaryota; Viridiplantae; Chlorophyta; Ulvophyceae; Bryopsidales; Ostreobiaceae
Source: the annotation of a GenBank genome assembly